This is a messenger RNA of Camelina sativa (false flax), 600 nucleotides long. NCBI's taxonomy places the organism in Eukaryota, Viridiplantae, Streptophyta, Magnoliopsida, Brassicales, Brassicaceae. The record is from RefSeq and is a predicted model, not a curated record.
AUGGCAGAAGAGAGAUCAAAGUUAACAAUGUUCUUCUUUUCUCAUCAGAUUAUUCUCUGUUUCUUUCUUUUCUCACAAACUUCCGUUGCCUCUAGCAACACUAGUAGUGUAGGAGUGAACUGGGGAACAAUGGCGAGUCACCAGCUUCCACCUGAAAAUGUGGUGAAGAUGCUACAAGACAAUGGUUUCACUAAGCUGAAACUGUUUGAAGCAGACCAAAACAUCUUAGACGCUCUGAUUGGCUCAGACAUCGAAGUAAUGAUAGGAAUACCAAACCGGUUUCUUAAAGAGAUGGCUCAAGAUACAGCUGUUGCAAAUUCAUGGGUUGAAGAGAACGUCACUGCUUAUUCUUAUAAUGGCGGAGUCAACAUCAAGUACAUAGCUGUUGGAAACGAGCCUUUCCUUCAGACAUAUAAUGGAACUUACGUUGAGUUCACUUUACCAGCUCUUAUUAACAUCCAACGAGCAUUAGAGGAAGCUGAUUUGAAAACUGUGAAAGUCACUGUUCCUUUCAACGCAGACAUCUAUUUUUCCCCUGAAGCAAACCCUGUUCCAUCAGCUGGAGACUUUAGGCCUGAGCUUAGAGAUGCAACGAUUGAG